Xenopus laevis (African clawed frog) is the source of this 3037-nucleotide messenger RNA. RefSeq names its product purinergic receptor P2X, ligand gated ion channel, 5 L homeolog (gene p2rx5.L). The record is from RefSeq and is a predicted model, not a curated record. Gene Ontology annotation, biological process: monoatomic ion transport; purinergic nucleotide receptor signaling pathway; excitatory postsynaptic potential. Bases 253 to 1491 code for a protein of 412 amino acids. The transcript is spliced from 12 exons. Gene Ontology annotation, cellular component: postsynapse; plasma membrane; membrane. Lineage: Eukaryota; Metazoa; Chordata; Amphibia; Anura; Pipidae. Gene Ontology annotation, molecular function: extracellularly ATP-gated monoatomic cation channel activity; purinergic nucleotide receptor activity; monoatomic ion channel activity.
CAGCACAUUGCACUGAGCAGACAUCCAGAGCUGGUGCUUAGGCUCCAGUGCUAUAGGCUGGGUCCCAGUACCAGUCCCAGCUCCCUGCUGUUCCCCAAGCAGAUCCCAGGGAGCUCCCAAGCAGCUGAGCAGUGAGAGGAGCCCAGGAAGUCAGAGCUGCUCAUGUUUCAGGGCAGAAGAGCACGUGUGUGUCUGUCUCAGAGCUGCAUUCCCUUCCCCGGCUUCUGCUCUGCUGCAAUGUGAGCGGGGAGAAUGGGGCAGGUUGCUUGGAAAGGCUUGUUCCUGUCUUUUUUUGACUAUAAGACCGAAAAAUAUGUCAUAGCCAAGAACAAAAAGGUGGGGAUUUUAUUCCGUGUUGUCCAGCUGUCAAUACUGGCUUAUCUAAUAGGGUGGGUAUUUGUGGUUAAGAAAGGAUACCAAGAAACAGACACUUCCAUACAAAGCUCCAUCAUCACCAAGCUAAAGGGAGUCGCUUUCACUAACACUUCUGAACUUGGCGAGAGACUAUGGGAUGUGGUUGAUUAUGUGAUCCCCCCUCAGGGUGAAAAUGUAUUUUUUGUAGUUACAAAUUUGAUUGUCACUCCCAACCAGAGACAGACUAUGUGUCCCGAGAGUUUUGGGAUCCCUGAUGCAGCAUGUUUGAAGAACAGUGACUGUCCGGAGGGAGAACCCGUUGUUGCAGGCCAUGGUGUUAAGACCGGACGAUGCCUUAAGACAGGAGCAGUUAAUGCAACAGGCACGUGCGAGAUAUUCGCAUGGUGUCCCAUAGAGAAGAGGAAGAAGCCAAAGAUUCCACUGCUGGGCAAAGCAGAAAACUUCACAGUCUACAUUAAGAACUCAAUACGUUUUCCAAAGUUUGAUUUCUCCAAGACUAAUAUUCUAGAGACUGAGACCGAGUCCUAUCUAAAGAGUUGCCGCUACAGCAAUGAUGACCAUUACUGCCCCAUCUUUCACUUGGGAAAGAUUGUAUCAUGGGCCGGCAGUGAGUUCCAGAGAAUGGCCAUUGAGGGUGGAGUGAUCGGCAUUCAGGUAGAGUGGGACUGUAACCUCGACAAGCCAGCGUCGGAAUGUCACCCGAAUUAUUCCUUCACCCGCCUGGAUAACAAGUUUACUGAGAAAUCUAUCUCCUCUGGAUACAACUUCAGGUUUGCCAAAUAUUACAGAGAUGCUCAGGGGAAUGAUUAUAGAACUCUGAUUAAAGCUUAUGGGAUCCGCUUUGAUAUUAUGGUGAAUGGAAAGGCUGGAAAAUUCAACAUUAUUCCAACCAUUAUCAACAUUGGUUCCGGGCUGGCACUGAUGGGCGUGGGGGCGUUCUUCUGUGAUCUGGUGUUGCUGUAUCUUAUUAAAAAGAGCAACUUUUACAGGGACAAGAAGUUUGAGGAAGUGAGAUCAGCUUCUAAGAUGUCCCUAAAUAUCAAAGUCAAUGGACAACCAAAAUCAAAGAGCCAUAAUGACUUGGACCAGGUCAGACUGCAGCCACUUGAGGCCUAAAAACCCCAAGCAACUUUUAAAGACAUGCUAUUCAUGGCACUAGAAUGAAGGAAUACGUGAUUUCCACACUCACAUUUGAGUACUUCCAAAUUUGCAUUAAUGACUUUUCCACCACCGGCUGAUGCACUGCACUCUCAUCAUACUAUAGAGCUGAAAUAUGUACUGGCAUCUGCACUGAAGUCUUCUGAUAAGUCCUUCUGCUGCCCUCUUGGAAGUUAGCAAACAAUAAUGGAGUAUAGACAAGGGGUGGGGGAGGGGUUGAUCAUAUAAUGACACUCAGAAGAAUGCACUUUACAUAAGAAACGGUCUUCUCUGUUGCUCUAUUUUCUUGUAUUAGUGGGGACAUUGGAUAAAACUAGAGGAUAUAAGGAUUGUUUAUUUAAGAGCACUCUAAUUCCUGGAUAUUUAUGGAUGAUGUCCCAUCAGUUGAUAGAACAGUAGUCAGAACAUGGUGUUCCCUGCGAGAACAGCAAGAACACAAAACUAUUUUAGUAGAAGUCAGUGGAUGGAAUUUCUCUAAAUUCACUUAAUAAUAUUGAUAGUCAUUUAGACUGUAAAUGGACCAAAUAGUUGAACCCUGAUUGUCACAGUUUAGAACUGGAAAGGGACAGGUUUUCUUUGGUCAACUGGUGCCAUCUGUUCGCUAACUGAUUAAUGUAGUAUAUGUAUAUAUACUGUAUAAAUAUUAUGCUUGAUGACCUUAUGCUUGAUGAUGGGGAGACACUUGUGUUUGUAGCAUAGCAGAGGCUGAGCAAGGGAUAUGAUUGGGGUGUAACAGGGCAUAAUGAGCCAUGGGUUGGGAGUGUCUAAAAAUCACCCACAUCAGAUUCCAAGAAGAUUGACAUCUUUGACCCCAAAGUUUGAUUUUUAUAAAGUGCAGGAGUUCCUUAGCCAGUGAAUGAUGUUAUAUAAUUAACCCUAAAGUGCACAGCUGAGUUGCUCUUAGUGAUGAGCAGGUUGACCUGGGUCUUUGGGUUCCAAGUUGCAGGAUCCAUAGUGGAUUUGCAUUGCAAAUUAAUGAAGAGACCACCCUAGAAAACCCUCCCCCUUAACUGUUAUCCAUACUGCACCUCCCUGCUAGUAACAUCACUGGUGCAUUUAGGUCAGAAAAAUAACUGCAUACAAUGGGUUAAGUCCAGAAGAAAAAAGUUAGGAGUUUUACUUGCUGCAACGUCUCUUAUGACCAAAGCAGUCGCCAAGAAACACUCUACUGCAUCUGAAUACAGCAGCCACACAGACAGUUCCCAGUGUAACUUACUUCAUAUGGCACCAUUCACUGAAUCCAGUGUAUUCACAUACUGCCAUUUAGGACAGAGUUUGGCCUGCAGUGUGGACGGACAGCUGGUAAAUGCUGGGGCCAUAAUCAACAUAGCAACUUAAAAAAAUUGUGUACCAGCUUCACACUCCCAAUAAAGAUGUAUCUAUAGUAGACAAAAAUGUUUGUUACAUUGUGGGCAUGACGGCAAAAAUAGCCCCAGCUGUACUACCCAUGUCUGAACACAUUAGAAUGCAGCACAUAAUAAAAAUGCAGGCCUUAAUCACCAUA